This is a messenger RNA of Sinocyclocheilus rhinocerous, 1074 nucleotides long. RefSeq lists its product as uncharacterized. Lineage: Eukaryota; Metazoa; Chordata; Actinopteri; Cypriniformes; Cyprinidae. The record is from RefSeq and is a predicted model, not a curated record. The coding region runs from base 272 to 706 and encodes 144 amino acids. The transcript has 2 exons.
UGGCUGAAUGAGGCUGCUGGAGCGUUUGGUUGAUCAAAGGCGAUACGUCAUUGCGAGCUGCAGCGAUUGGCUGGAUUCCGCUCCUUUUUCUCCACAAUUUGCAACCACGACCGGUCUUCGCCUCCGGAGCAGCGACAUCCCACAGUUGAGGCAGGUGGACUUAUUUCCCUCAAGAGAAAUGAAUGCAAUAUAGCGCGCGCAUUCGCAGGGCUGGACAUUUCUAUUCGCUUUCGUCUCCUCAAUUCUUCCCUGCAAUACCGAACCGGACUAAAUGAGUGCCCGGACCUUGGAGAGACUGGUUUCCAUUCCCCACUGUGCCUUAAACGGAACCGCUCGGACCAGCAAUGGCACCUGCUUUGAGCGGGUGGACCAGCUGUUCCAGGCGUUCUCCUCCACCGUCGUGCUUUUCGUGCUCAUCGCGAUGAUCAUUGGGAUAAUAUUCGUGUCCGUCACGACCUUCCACUUUCACAAAAGCAAGAUGAAAAAGCGCAAGAUACAGAAAGCCCAGGAAGAAUACGAGCGCGACAACUGCAGUCCCAAAGCGGUCAAAGGCAAGCCGGUGGUCCGGCAGUGCAUCAUGGUGAGACCCCCCACGGCAGCGCGCAAAAGUGAUCCAAACACGGAAGAUCCUGGCGUGACAGAGGACGUGAGACACUCGGGACAGGGGAAGGAUGAUAACUUGUUGGAAUCGGUCGCUGUGUCUUGAUAACGCAGUGCCAAGCCUUUGGAGGACGCUGUAAAUAACCUCUGUAUUCAUAUGAUAUCACCUACGGAAUAUAUCGAUUCUUUGUAUAAGCAUUAGAGUUGAUAAAUUCUCAUCGUAGAUCCCGGAGGAGGCUUUGGAAGAAAUCUAGGAACGGUGUUCAGUGGUUUUUGAGAAGGACUGAGGAAGACUAAGGAAUGCUGACGGAAUUUCUAUCAUAAAUCCAACAAAGAGAGUAUCGAGUAAGAUCCUACUGGAUAAAAUGAAAUGAGAAGGAAUGAGUUAAUCUAGCAGGAUUUUGUUGAAUACUAAUUGAUGGGAUCAAAUGAGAAUUUCAUAAAAAUGAAAUAAUAAUAAUAAAAAAAGAAAAU